Molecule: messenger RNA, 787 nt
Organism: Hippoglossus stenolepis (Pacific halibut)
Lineage: Eukaryota; Metazoa; Chordata; Actinopteri; Pleuronectiformes; Pleuronectidae
Gene: nxt2
Product: nuclear transport factor 2-like export factor 2
Exons: 4
Coding region: 147-578 (143 amino acids)
Biological process (GO): protein import into nucleus
Cellular component (GO): nuclear pore central transport channel
Source: RefSeq, a predicted model, not a curated record
GCUGGUGACCGGAGGAAGUCAUACAUGCGCCAAAAUGGCGGAGUUAGCUGUAAGUCAGUAAACAAGAAAACCUCCUAACGUGAUAAUAGAAAAAUAUUCUCCUCAUUUUGUUUCUCACUAUCGUUCGCGUCUGUUCAUCUGAACUCAUGGCGAGUACGCUGGACUUCAGGACCCACGUGGACCAGUCCUGCAGGUACUCAGAGGAGUUUGUCAACAUUUACUACGACUGCAUGGACAAGAAAAGGAGGAACUUGACCCGACUCUACCUUGACAAGGCAACGUUGGUGUGGAACGGCAACGCGGUGUCAGGACACGAUGCUCUGGGCGAGUUCUUUGAGUCGCUGCCAUCAAGCGAGUUCCAAGUGCAUACGCUGGACUGUCAGCCAGUUCACGAACAAGCGACUCAAGGCCAGACGACACUGCUCGUGGUCACUGGUGGGACCGUCAAGUUUGAAGGGAACAAACAGCGUUUCUUCAACCAGAACUUUCUACUGACAGCUCAGGCGUCGACCAACAAUGACCAGCCUGUUUGGAAAAUCGCUAGUGACUGUUUCCGAUUUCAGGACUGGAACAACUGAGGGCUUCUCCUCGUCUACGCCUAACAUUUGAACAGUCAACAGGCAGAACACUGAUAAUUGAUAUGCUGUUUUUGUUUACUUUUUUGUAAUAAAAUAAAUAAUAGGCCAUGCCACAGAUUACGAAAAGGAUGUUUAUUUUUCGAAAUGUUGAACAAGGCAUGUGAUCAAAAUGAAGUAAUAAAUACAAACAGGAUCACUGUACAACCAUC